AUGCAGCAAUUUUAUGUGCCUAAGAAGGUUGAGGUUCCCGUCAUUUCCCCACCAAGGGCUAGGCCUCAAUUGGUCAUCACAAUCGGCUCCAUGGAAGCUCCUAUUUCUAAUCAUAAUGGGCCGAUUGUAAUUGAAGAAAUUCUAGCACCCAAGCAAGAUGAACCUCUUAAAGAAGUUGCUGGAGUUGAAGAGAAGAAACACGCCGAAGGAGAUUCCAACUACCGGUAG
This is a messenger RNA of Miscanthus lutarioriparius, 228 nucleotides long. The record is from the annotation of a GenBank genome assembly. Lineage: Eukaryota; Viridiplantae; Streptophyta; Magnoliopsida; Poales; Poaceae.